Penicillium bovifimosum is the source of this 2244-nucleotide messenger RNA. RefSeq names its product SDA1 family protein. Gene Ontology annotation, cellular component: nucleolus. Lineage: Eukaryota; Fungi; Ascomycota; Eurotiomycetes; Eurotiales; Aspergillaceae. The record is from RefSeq and is a predicted model, not a curated record. Gene Ontology annotation, biological process: ribosomal large subunit biogenesis; ribosomal large subunit export from nucleus. Bases 1 to 2244 code for a protein of 747 amino acids. The transcript is spliced from 4 exons.
AUGGUGAAGAGAAAGCUCGGAGCCUUGGAAAAGGUCGAGGCUGACUUGCCCAAUCUGCAGCACAAGAUCAAGAAGGAUCCCAAAUCUUAUAUUGAAGAUUUCCGUGCCCAACACUACCAAUAUGAAUCCCAUCGUGAAAUUUUCAUGGCAGCGCCCUCGUCCGCUACGGAUACUGGUCUGAUCUCCCUCAGGGAUCUUAUUGACUUCAUUUCCCAUGUGGCCGACUGCUACCCCGGGAUCUGUAAGGAUUUCCCGCAACAGCUUAUCGAUAUGCUUAUGGAACACCACCUGGUGUUGGAGACCGAAUUGCGUGAGAAGCUGGUUGGAAGUCUGGUGCUUCUGAAAAAGAAAGAGCUUCUGGACUCAGCGACCCUGUUGCACACUCUCUUCCCCAUCCUUAUCGCUACGCCUAGCAAGACUUUGCGCGCUCUACUGUUCCAAAAGAUCCUCUCGGAGCUCCGAACGUCAAAUGCAAAGACGACUAACCACAAGCUGAACCGAACUAUGCAGACUGUUCUCUUCAACUUGGUUACGUCGGAUCGCACAUCAGCUAAAGGCCUGUGGGCAAUCAAAAUCACCAGAGAGCUAUGGAAGCGCCAAAUCUGGACCGAGGCUAAGGCUGUCGAGGUCAUGAAGGAGGCAGCCUUGUCCCAAAACGAGAAGGUUAUCGUCGGUGGAGUCCGCUUCUUCCUUGGUGGCGAUAAGGAGCGCGAAGAAUUGGAGGAUGAGGACAGUGACGAAGAAGUCAACGUUGCUCAAGUUAGGCACCAACUUACCAUCAACAAGAAGACCAGGAAGAAGGCUCGUGUUGCUGAGAGGGUUAUCAAGUCCGCCAGGAGCAAGGAGCGCAAGAAGGGCACUAGUACUUCUCUUAACUUCUCAGCGCUUCACUUGCUCCACGAUCCUCAGGGUUUCGCAGAGAACAUGUUCUACAAGCAUCUGCAGAACGGCAAGUCUAACUUGAAGUUGGAGCAAAAGCUUCUAGUGCUCCAGCUGGUCUCCCGUCUGGUUGGCUUGCACAAGUUGCACAUUAUGCCCCUCUAUUCUUACUUCCAAAAGUUCCUUACGCCCCGCCAACCCUCCGUGACUUCAUUCCUGGCGUCUCUGGCUCAAGCCUCCCACGACUUGGUGCCGCCUGAUGUUCUCGAGCCUCUGGUCCAAAAGAUCGCAAAUGAGUUCGUCUCCGAAGCCUCCGCAGGUGAGGUUGCUACAGCUGGUCUCAACGCCAUUCGUGAAAUCUGUGUCAGGCAGCCUCUGGCUAUUGAAGAGACCCUGUUGCAAGAUCUUGUCAUGUACAAGAAGAGUAAGGACAAGGGUGUCAUGAUGGCCUCCAAGGGACUUCUCAGUCUGUACCGUGAUGUUGGUGCGCAGAUGCUCAAGAAGCGUGACCGUGGCAAGGAGGCCGCAAUGAGUCUGCGUGCUGGCGAAAGACAAGAGAGACGUUAUGGUGAACAAGCUGUUGGCGAAAUCCAAGGCUUGGAACUCCUGGCCAAGUGGAAGGACGAGGAGCGCCGCAAGAGGAACAUCGAGAAGGGUCUCCCAUCAGAUGCCGAAGAAGAUGAAGAGGAUGACGAGGAAGCUGACUGGGCAGCGUGGAACGUCGAGGAAGACGAAGACAGCGAUGUCGAUGGUGAAUGGAUUACUGUGGAGGACGAUGUUGACAUCGUGCUGAGCGAUUCCGAGGAUGAAGACAAGCCUGCCUCAAAGAAGGCCAAACAGGACGAAGAUGCCAAGAAGGACGCUGAAAAGGAAGACGCCCCUCAAAAGGUCAUUGACUUCAUGAAACUGGCUACCACCCGCAUCCUCACGCCUGCCGAUCUCGCCAAACUGACUGAGCUUCGCGCUCAAGCAGCAGCCGAGGCUGUUCUUCCCGGGAACAAGGGCCGUGUCGCUGCUCCCUGGACUUCCCGCCACACUGAUGACCCAUUGACCGCUGAGGAGAUCGAGGGUCUUGCUGCCUUGUCUGCCGCCAAGGCUACUCGUGAGGAGCGUAUCGCCCACGCCAGGGAAGGCAAGACCGACCGCUCCGAGCACAUGAGCAAGGAAGCUCGCCGCAAGGAACGCAAGGAGGAGCAAGGCAAGAGUACUACCAACAAGGAGAAGGCUCGCAAGAAGAACUUCCUUAUGACGCUGGGUAAGGCACGCAGCAAGAACAAGAGGAGUUUGGUUGAGACUCGUGCAGUGCUCAAAGCCCACCACGAUCGAGCCAAGAGAGGCGGAAAGAGAGGAAAUGUUGGCCAGUGA